CAGUCCGCGACAGUCUCGCGCAAACCAUCGAGUUGAGCGGCAGGUUCUCGACGCGUCGUCGGUUUCUCCUGGUUUACCUUUAUGAUCGUCGUUAAUUGGCAUGCUUCGUCGGAAACUAAUGUUCAAAGUUUUGUCGCGUUGAACGCUGUUACGUGUGAUAUAAGGUCGUGUGUAUUCGUUUCUCUCGUGUAUCCAUUUUAACUUUCAAUUAGUUUCGAUCACUGCGGAGUAAUUUCACGUGAUUUACAGGCUCUUCAGUAAUUUAGGCAUCGUUCUGUUUAUUGUUCAUGGUUUACACGUGAUAUGACCCAGUCCCGCGAGGUUCUGGCGAUGAUGGACGCACACACAACAACGUUCGGACGUAAAAGAGGCUGCACAGUCUCUCCUUGUGGCGCUUUCCUUUUUGGUGCUGCCUUCCUUAUAUCUUUGGUCAUGACCGGGCUUCUGGUCUAUCAUCUUGCGCCAUGCCUCGAGGAAAAUCUCGUUAAACCAUGCGGUGAUUUCAGUAAUUCAGUAUUCGGGGGUCGUAGUCUGUUUAAUAAGGAGACGUAUAACAAGAAAAAAUUGGACGUCCGAUUACCAAGAUCUGUGGUGCCAGAUUCGUACGAGUUGAAGCUAAUACCGUUCAUACAAGUGGGAAAUUUUACUUUCCAUGGCGAGGUAAAAAUUCUAGUGAACAUUACGGAAGACACGAAAAAUGUGACGCUGCACGCGGUGGAUAUGCACAUCAAUGAAAGUUUCACGAAUAUCAAGGAGUAUUCGGAAAUCAAGAAAGUGAAGAAGAUAAUCAAAAUCGUGGAGCAGAGAAACGACACUGAACGGCAGUUUUACGUGAUUAGAACGUCGGACACGUUGAAGAGUGGCAAGCAAUACGUGGUGCAUUUAAAGUUUGUUGGUUAUCUGAAUGACUACUUGCAAGGCUUCUAUAGAAGCUCGUAUACUGUUGGCAGUCAGACGAGAUGGAUCGCCACGUCACAAUUCCAGCCAACAGAUGCGCGACGUGCUUUUCCGUGCUUCGAUGAACCAGCGCUGAAAGCCACGUUCAAGAUCAGCAUUGCACGACCAAAGAACAUGUCAUCCAUCUCGAACAUGCCUAGAAUGGGGGAGCCUAUGCCAGUGCCCGGCUUACCAACAUACGUGUGGGACCAUUAUGAACGCUCGGUGCCGAUGUCCACUUACCUGGUUGCUUUUAUUGUUUCGGAUUUCGAGGUGCUGAAAUCCGAAUCUGAACACUUUAGAGUUUGGGCAAGGAGCGACGCUAUCGAGCAAGCACGCUACACUUUAGACAUUGGCCCGAGAAUACUUGAAUAUUACGAAGACUAUUUCAAGAUUAAGUUUCCCUUGCCCAAGAUGGAUACUGUUGCUCUACCUGAUUUUUCAGCAGGAGCUAUGGAAAACUGGGGUUUAAUCACUUGCAGAGAAACUGCUAUGCUAUAUCAAGAAGGCGUCUCGACCAGCAGUAAUCAGCAACGUGUAGCAACUGUAAUAUCUCACGAACUUGCUCAUCAAUGGUUUGGUAACUUGGUCACUCCGAGUUGGUGGUCGGAUCUUUGGUUGAACGAAGGUUUUGCCAGCUAUGUAGAAUAUAUCGGUGUGAAUGCAGUGGAACCAACUUGGAAGGUUUUGGAACAAUUCGUUGUACAUGAUCUGCAAAAUGUUUUUGGUUUAGACGCGUUAGAAUCUUCACAUCAGAUAUCGAUCGAAGUCGAACAUCCCGAUGAGAUUAGUGAAAUUUUCGACAGAAUUUCUUACGAAAAAGGCGCUUCUAUAAUAAGAAUGAUGGAUCAUUUUCUUACUAACAAAGUGUUCAAGCAAGGUCUAACGAAUUAUUUGAAUGGGAAAGCGUACCGAAGUGCCGAGCAAAAUGAUUUAUGGGAUGCUUUGACAAAACAGGCGCACAAAGACAACGUUCUCGAUCCAACGAUAACGAUAAAGCAAAUUAUGGAUACCUGGACUCUCCAGACUGGUUUUCCAGUGGUGACAGUUAUUCGAGAUUAUAACACUGGUUCAGCGACAUUAACGCAGGACCGUUUUAUGCUUCGUAAUGGUACUAUGGUGACCACAUCUGUUGAACCACUAUGGUGGAUACCAAUCACAUAUACGACUGAAAGUCAAUUAAAUUUCAAUACAACUCAACCUUCUCAAUGGAUGAAAGCAGAAAAAUCGAUUAUGCUAUCGAAUUUGAACUGGAACUUCUCGGAGUGGGUGAUCUUGAAUAUUCAAGAAACUGGAUACUACAGAGUGAAUUACGACAGGAAAAAUUGGCAAUUGAUAAUCAAACAACUGAACAAGGAUUCCUUUAGAAAUAUUUCAACGAUCAAUCGUGCUCAGUUAAUAGAUGAUGCGCUUAAUUUGGCCAGAGCCGGAAGACUAGAUUACGCCAUUGCGUUGGAUGUCACAUCGUAUUUAGCUCACGAAACUGAGUAUUUACCUUGGAAGGCUGCUUUCACUGCCAUGCAUUAUUUGGAUAGCAUGCUAGUCAAAAUGCCGAGUUACGACAAAUUUCGGGUGUACAUUUUGAAGCUACUCGACAACGUGUACAAACAAGUUGGUUUUAAGGAUAGUUCUCAGGAUCCUCAGUUGACAGUUUUCACCCGGAUCGAUGUGCUAACAUGGGCAUGUAACUUCGGCCAUGAUGAUUGUGUGCAAAAUGCAGUCAGACAGUUCUAUAAUUGGCGUAAUACGCCUAGCCCGGAUAAAAAUAAUCCGAUCUCGCCAAAUCUGAAAAUGGUCGUCUACUGUACGGCUAUUCGAUUUGGUGGACAAAUUGAAUGGGACUUUGCUUGGCAAAGGUACUUAGAAACCAAUGUCGGUUCUGAGAAGGAUUUACUUCUGCAUUCUCUUGGUUGUACCAGAGAAACUUGGCUUUUAAGUCGUUAUUUGGAUUGGAUGGUUACGGAAAAUUCGGGUAUCAGGAAGCAAGAUGCAGGACGUGUUCUAAAUUCUGUUGCUAGCAACUCUAUUGGACAGCCGCUAGCAUUUAAUUUCCUCAGAAAUAAAUGGGCUCGUCUUCGAGAAUACUUCGGAACAUCAUUAAUGACGAUGAACAAUAUAGUAAAAUCAGCAACCAGAGGUAUUAACACCAAAUAUGACGUUAAAGAUCUGCUGGAAUUUACUAAUGAACACAUGGGGGAGUUUGGAAGUGCAACGAGGUCAAUGCAACAAUCGAUAGAACAAGCUGAAGCAAACAUACGAUGGGUGGAAGCCAAUCACAUUACGAUUCAAGAUUGGCUAAAAAGGAAUACCGCGUAACAAUAAAAUGAAGCAGAUUAGUGUUAUAUAAAUAAUUGUAAUAUCCGUGCGUUGUCCAAUGGAGCAAUUAAAAUUGUCGAAGCGAGGACUCCAUCCUCAUGCGUGGAAAUAUUUCAAAACAUUGUUCGAUUAUUUGAAAGCAUUUUACUCAUACGAAAAAAAUCGCUUUGUCGCUAUGGUUAAACGUAGACUACGAAAAACGAUCUAUAUCUGAAAUUUAUGAAACAAGUAUUAAGUGUUUUUGCAUGAUUUUGUAAAUACCUGUUAAGUAUUAAUGUAUGUAUGUAUAAUGGAACAUUUAGGUAUUUGGAUAGAAGAGAUUGAAUUCUGUCGAUGUUUUAGUAUUUUACAAAAAUUCGCGUAUAUUAAUAAUUUAAAUAUUCUCCUCAGAUUAUUUAACGAAUAAGUUGAAUUAUUUUUUCUUAUAAGACUUCAAUGUAUCUUUAGUAAUAGUUUGUUUCAUUAAAUUAAUCUGAACCUCUACAUGUGAUUUAAAAGUGACAUCUUUUAUGCAUACAUACAUAUCUACAGUAUUCGACGAUAUUAGCUUCACGGAAAUAUUUAAACAUUUAACUUAAGAAAAUUUUUAUAAAUGUACUGUGUAUUUUAUACGAUACUUUUCGAAAUUUCAUUAUAUUAUAAUAAGAUACGAUUAUUGUAAUGAUAUUGGUAAGAUGUGAAACCAAUCUGAAAAUGUAUAUAGAGAUUGCAACACUUUUAUCGCAAACAUUUAAUAAAAAAUUAGCAUAAAGCAAUAAUGGCCUUAAACAUAUAAUUAAUGUUCAUGAUGAUUUUAUUAAUUUCACUCAUUAUAACUUACAAAUAACGUAAUGAAUGAUUAAUUGUUCAAAUACAUCUAUGAUUUUUGCGAUGUGUAUGCUUGUAUAAAUAUUUUGCAACUUCUGUAUACACAUGAUUUCAGAUACCUUUUGCAUUUUAUCAAUAUAAUUAUGAUUGUGCAGUGUCUUAUUGCAUUGUUAAUAAAAUGUUAAAUUGUUUUGUAUUACACACACAAUAGAAGCUUUCUAUGAUAAAUAUUUAAUAUUCUAUGCUAAAUACUUUCGUGAACUGUAUGUUUGUUAAACCUAACUGCAUAUUAAAUAUUAGUAUCGGAAGUCUACAGUAACGUAUUAAAUCAUAAUUUUUUGUUCUCAUAAGCCAUCAUAAUUCUGGUUAUACAGUGUUAAAAUACAAUCUUAGCGCAACUUAAAUUUCUUCACGAAGGUUUAACGAAGAUUCUUGCAAUUAAUUUUGUACCGUAAAUAUGCAUCUUGUUAUUAUUCAUUUAAAAUUAUAGCUGUUAUGAUCCUUACAUGUUAUAAUAAGUAGAUUGUAACAUUUCUUUUCGAAUUAAAAAAAUUAAUAAAGAUAAGCAAGAAGAAUUAAAUGUUUUAGUGAAGGAUCGAAAUAUUAUUGCUUGCAGUAAUUAUGAAUGAUAACAUUGUGAUGGUAUUAUUACAGGACGAUAAUAUUAAAGCAAAAGUUAUAUGAAAUGAAAUUUCAAUCGUGGUAGCUUCAAAGAAUUACUGUUUCUUAACAAUUAUGGUUCUUAAUAAUUAUAAUUUCCGUAUGAUUGACUUUAACGCAACAAUUUUCAGGAAAAUAAUUAUUUCUUAUAAUUUGAUAAUAUCAAUGAGUUAUUUGUUGCAAGCACGAGUCACUCGAAAUUUUGAAAUUUUGAAAUCACAACUGAAAUUGUUUGUUACAAUAAUGAUCGCCAACGUUGUGAUGUGUAACACAAAAUUAUAGAGACAAAUUAUGCACAAAAUAUUUGUUACACACUUUCUGUUUCAAUGUCUGUUUUUUAUUAUGCAUAAUACUUAAAAGAACUUUCUUUUCCUGUGUCUAUAAAAUGCCGUGUACAUUCCAUUGGUGAUAUAAGUUUUGAAAGAUCCGACAUGAAAUCGCAAAUCGAUGGCUCUUUUUUGUAAUUUCUUUUUGUUUGUAAAACAAGAACUCCGCUAUGUGAAUAUUACACACUGAAAAAUUGCUUCUUAAACAUUGUAUUUUGGUUUCAAUAUAAUAAAGUUAUAUCGGUUUUUA
Molecule: messenger RNA, 5295 nt
Organism: Bombus pyrosoma
Lineage: Eukaryota; Metazoa; Arthropoda; Insecta; Hymenoptera; Apidae
Gene: superdeath
Product: aminopeptidase N
Exons: 15
Coding region: 304-3252 (982 amino acids)
Biological process (GO): proteolysis; peptide catabolic process
Cellular component (GO): cytoplasm
Molecular function (GO): zinc ion binding; metalloaminopeptidase activity; peptide binding
Source: RefSeq, a predicted model, not a curated record